CUAAUCCAGAACAUUAAAGAAAGUUCUAAAUUAUUUUAUUCUUCUUAAUAUUUAUUGAAAGUUUCGUAAUAUGGACCGUGGGCAGUUUCUUAUGCGAUGAUCUAUAUUCGAGAUACUUUUUCAUUCGUUUUUAAUCUCAGGAAAUGAAGUGAAGAAGCGAAAUUUACUCUUGUUUGUUUAUAUAAUUUGUAAGGCGGUCUUUAUAAAGGUAAUGUAACCAUUGUGCGACGAUGAAAAUAGCAACCUGGAAUAUCAAUGGAAUUAGAUCAUUGAAGAAAAGCAUAGCUUGUGUACUCAAUGAUUUAUCCAGUGAUGUAGUGUGUUUCCAAGAAACGAAAGUAUCUCGAGGUCAGUUACAAGAAAACACUGCUCUCAUAAACGGCUAUACAUCUUAUUUCAGUUAUCCUAGAAAGCAGAGUGGCUACUCAGGAGUGGCCACAUAUUGCAGUGAUAGUUUUACCCCUGAAGAUGCUCAAGAAGGGUUGUCUGGGGUUCUUGCAUCUGGAAACUGUGAUUGUUUGCAGAGCUUCUCGUCUGAUUUUGAACCUUCUUUGAGUGAUCUGACAGAGUUAGAGUCUGAGGGAAGAGUAAUUAUCACUUAUCAUCUUAUUAAGUUCAAUGAUGAAAUUAGACGAUUAGCCAUCAUCAAUGUCUAUUGCCCUAGAGUGGAUCCUGAUAAGCCUGAGAGGCAUCUGUAUAAAAUGCAGUUUUGUUUUCUGCUUGAAGCAAAGACAAAAGAACUUUGUAGUAAUGGCUGUUUUGUAGUAAUUGUUGGUGACAUGAAUAUUGCUUGCUGUCCUAUUGAUCAUUGUGAUCCUGGAGAUGAAAAGGAAUUUAAUGCUUCUGAAGCAAGACAGUGGCUGAAAUAUUUUUUGUCAAAUCCUGUUAAUUCCAUUGAUGGAAACAUUUGUAUAGUUGAUGCUUUUCGUCAUUUUUAUCCAGAUAAAAAAGAAGCUUAUACUUGCUGGAAUGUGAAAACUGGUGCAAGACUUACUAAUUAUGGGACUCGAAUUGAUUAUAUAUUAUUGAGUAGUAACCUGUUACCACUUCUGGAGAACUGUGAAAUAUUAUCAGACUAUGAUGGCUCAGAUCAUUGCCCUGUGACUGCAGUUUUGAAAUGUGACUCAGUUUCUGAAAAAUCUGUACAGUUACCAUCGAUAUGUACUCGUUUAUGGCCAGAAUUUUGUGGUCGUCAACAGACACUUCAGUCCUUUCUUCAAAAGGUGCAGAAUACUGCAGACCAGGUUACUAAGUUUAGUGACAGCAAGGUUCAAUCAUUGCCUUCUAAAAAUAAACUUUCACAGAAAAAAAGUGCUCAGAAGUCAAUUAAAAAUUUCUUUACUAUUACAAAUAAUAUUCCAGAUCAUAAUACUAUGAAUAAAACUGACAUAUAUGAAACAGAAAUAGAGCAGUCUGAUCAAAAGUUAGAUAAAGAAGCUGCAUCAAGUGACAGUUUUGAAUUAAAUUCUUUGGGAACUGAGUAUGAUAAAUUCAGUUCAUCUCCUAAGCUUAAUCAAGCCAUGGAAUGGAAAUCAGUAUUUCGAGGUCCGCCUAAGCCACCUUUGUGUUCUGGCCAUAGUAAAGAAUGUGUGUUGAGAACAGUUAAAAAGAAAGGACCUAACUGUGGACGUCAGUUUUUUAUGUGUGCUCAGCCAGCAGGGCACCCUUCAAAUCCUGAUGCAAACUGUAAUUUUUUUAAAUGGGUUUCUGCUCCAAAAUUCAAUGUUUUGAAAAAGUCUUGAUUUUGGCAAAAAUUAUAUAUGUAUUUUAUUUUUUUAGAGUAGAUUUUAUUUUUAUAAUAUUAGAAAAAAACUUUCAUUUAAAUUUAUUAAAAAAUAUUUUUAAUUAACUGUGAAAUGCAUAUGUAUUUGUAUAUAAACUUUUGUGAUAAUGAAUAUUAAAGGAUUUCUUUACAAGGGUCAGUUUAAAAGACUUUAGCAUUCAGUACAAAAGAUUUAACUGUAUAGGUUAGCUUUUCUCAACCAGAGAUCCCAGACACGUUAGUAUUCUCCAACAGACUGUGAGAUAUUCUGUGAGAAGUAGUCAUGAAUUGUCUAAAUUUAUGAUAAAUCAUAAAUAACAUUUAUACAAGGCUUUUUGAAACUUGAAUAAUAUUUAGGUAGGUCCAGAAGUAAAAUUUUUGAGGAAUUUUGAUUUGAAACUAGAGGAAUCUUUUAGUUCAUAGCCAUAUAAAGAACCUUUUUGAAGAAUUUAGAUGUUAGAGACUUUAAAUUGACAAUUACAAAAUAGUAUUUCAAUCCCUGUGAUUUUUUUAAGUUCUUUUCCUAGAUAUAUGUUAUUAAUUACAUAAAAAGUUAAAUUUUAUGCUUACAGAUGCACCUUUCAUCUACAGUGUUAAAAACAUUUUCAUAAAAUCUUCUAUAUUAUUUUAAGAAGUUCUUUAUAAUUGGAAGUAUUUGUCUAGGAUCAAUAUUUUAAGGGGGAAUGCCACAUAACUAACUUUUUUAGAGCACUUUGUAUACUGAACAAAAAAAUCUAAAAGUAUAGAGAAAUCUUAAAAGCGGUAGUUGUUUUUUAAUGUUUUUUUCUUUCAUUAUAUACAUAUGUAUGUAUGCAUCAUUUAAAAAGUCUUCUUGUAUCAAGUUUUAAGGAAGGACCAUCUUUUGAAUCUAGUGUACAUGUAUUCAAACACAUCUUUUCUGCUGUGUUGAAAGAUAAUGUGUGUGUAAAAAUUUAGAAAUUGUUGACAUAGAAAUAUAUAAAGAAGAAGCCUGUAAUCAUA
This is a messenger RNA of Stegodyphus dumicola, 2743 nucleotides long. Its product is annotated as DNA-(apurinic or apyrimidinic site) endonuclease 2-like. Gene Ontology annotation, molecular function: endonuclease activity; DNA binding; zinc ion binding. Gene Ontology annotation, cellular component: nucleus. Gene Ontology annotation, biological process: base-excision repair. The record is from RefSeq and is a predicted model, not a curated record. NCBI's taxonomy places the organism in Eukaryota, Metazoa, Arthropoda, Arachnida, Araneae, Eresidae.